Clunio marinus is the source of this 5913-nucleotide messenger RNA. The record is from the annotation of a GenBank genome assembly. Lineage: Eukaryota; Metazoa; Arthropoda; Insecta; Diptera; Chironomidae.
GCGUGUUGUUUAUUCAGUUUGAAAGUGACUCUGCGCUGAAUUAAAAUAAAAGGAAAGAAACAGUCGAGUUUUAGUUUAAUUUGUGUUCUUGUGAUAAGAAAGAAGUUUUAAGAUGAGUUCAAAGCAAGUAAUAAUUCUUGUAACGUUUUCUGUUCUUUGUGGAUUGAUAAUGGGGCAUAUAAUCAAAACGGGAGUAUGUCCAAAAGUUACACCUGAACCAAAUUUUGACAUGGCAUUUUUUAGUGGCUAUUGGAACGCUAUCUAUGAAACAUUACAAAAUACAGAUUGCCUAAGAUAUGAUUUCAUAUAUAACGGAGGAACUUCCAACGAUGAGCUUAAGAUAAAAAGACCUAUACUAACAUUGACAGGAACGUUGAAAGUUAAGGAUACCAACCUUCCUGCUAACAUGACUUUGAAGUUUCCGUUAAUGCCGUUAAUACCUAAAAGUGUAUUGACAGUCGUGACGACUGAUAACGUGAAUUAUGCGGGAAUUUUCAAUUGCUAUAAUUUUAUUUCUGAUAAUACGCAAUUUCACCGUCAAUCAGUAACAUAUUUAUCUCGCUCUGUGUCUUGGCUGGAUAUCAAAGACACAUUUCACCCUUGUUGCAAAAUCAGAGAAUGUAAACAUCAACGUUUUUGCUUUCGAAAUAAUCAAACAAUUCUCAAAAUAAUAAAAUUAAGUGAAAUGGAAGAAAGCUUAUCGGAGGAUAACAAAAACCCAGACGAGACAGAAGAUGCAGAAAACAGUAAUGAAGGAUGGGUUGGACCAUUACCUACAGAAGCUACAGAACCACCGGUGAAAAAGCGGAAAGUUUUACUUCAUGAGAAACUUUUCCUCAACAACUUACCAAAUACUGAAGCCUAUGAAAAGUCUUUCAUGCAUCGUGAUCAGAUUUCAUUUGUCGUAUGUGCAAAAACAGAUUUCAUAAUUACAGCAUCUUGUGAUGGUCAUGUAAAGUUCUGGAAGAAAAAUGAAGAAGGCAUUGAGUUCGUAAAGCAUUUUCGUGCACAUCUCCAACCAAUUACAUCUUUAAGUGCAAAUGUUCAAGGAUCCUUACUUUGCACAUCCUCUCUGGAUAAAACUGUGAAAAUCUUCGAUAUCAUAAAUUUUGACAUGAUUAACAUGUUGAAGCUUGAUUUUACACCUGGUUGUACUUGUUGGAUUUACUCUGCUGGAGAUACAAUUCCUUGUUUGGCAAUAAGUGAUGCUGAUUCACCAACAAUAAAGAUUUUUGAUGGUCAAGGAACAAACACGCCACUUCAUGUCAUGGAAAAGCUUCACACAAAGCCUGUCACAAGUCUUACUUACAAUGCACCAUUUGAAACUGUCAUUUCAGUUGAUAAAGCUGGAAUAUUGGAGUAUUGGCAAGGACAUAAACAAAAUUAUUCUUUCCCCGAAAAACUCGUUCAAUUUGAGUCAAAAUUAGACACAAGUCUUUACGAAUUUGCAAAAAAUAAGACGAUUGUUGCAGGCUUAGUAGUGUCACCAGAUGGUCGAAAGUUUGCAACAAUAUCAACUGACAGAAAAGUUCGAUUAUUUCAAUUUCUUACUGGCAAACUUACACGUGUGUUUGAUGAAACAUUGGCAAGAAUUGCAGAAGCUCAACAAACAAAUCAUGCAAUUCCCAACAUGGAAUUUGGAAGACGAAUGAACAAUGAAAAAGACAUUGAAAAGACCGACUCGUUACUUUACAAUAACAUAAUGUUUGAUCAAAGUGGACACUUCAUUCUUUACUCCACAAUGAUUGGGAUAAAAAUUGUAAACAUUGAAACAAACAAAUGUGCAAAGAUCCUUGGGAAAAGUGAUAACAUUCGUCCAUUAAACAUAGCAAUGUUUCAGGGAAAAGUUAAAAAGUCAACAGCAGCACCGACACUUGAACAAGAAGGAAGCGAUAAUCCCACAAUGGCUCUAGCAACGAAUGAUCCAAUCGUUUUCUGCACAGCUUAUAAGAAGCAACGUUUUUACCUUUACAGUCGUCGACUUCCUUCCGAUUUGCAAGAUGUUGAUCGUGAUGUGUUCAACGAACAACCUUCGAAAGAAGACAUCUUGGCUGUCACUGAGUCAAAUCCUGUUCAAAAGAUCUUCGAUAAUGCAGUGAUUCAUACAACUUUCGGUGAUAUUCACAUGAAAUUGUUUGGGAAGGAAUGUCCAAAGUCGGUGGAAAACUUUUGUGUUCAUGGGAAGAAUGGAUACUUUAAUGGGCACAUUUUCCAUCGUGUCAUCAAGGGAUUUAUGAUACAAACUGGUGACCCAACAGGUAGUGGAACUGGUGGACAAUCGAUAUGGGGACAUGACUUCAAAGACGAAUUCUCAUCAAAUCUGAAGCAUGAUCGACCUUACACGUUUAGUAGUAAAAGUGUUUUUAAGAUGUUAUGUUUCGGUAAUAAAGCAUUGCGGACGCAACAAAAUGCUAUUGCUACAGGAACAAUUUUAAUGUUAAGCAGUGGCAUUCAAAUCGGUUAUGGAAAUUUUAAUUGGAUGCAUUCAGAAGCAGCAUGGUCGUCGAAUAUAUCACAAAGAUAUUUGAAUGCAGCAAUAGCGUCGUGGUAUUUUGGAAGUAUUUUAGGAUUUACACUCUCACCAGUAUUACAGAAUUUCAUGAACAAGAAAUUUAUUUAUUUAAUAGCGGAUGUAGUUGUUGGCACAAGUGCAGUGUUCAUGAUUGCAUUUCCCAAAUAUUACGAGACGGUAAUUUCAACGAGACUCUUUAGUGGAAUUGGACAUGGUUUGGCUUAUGUCGUUUUGAUUCAACAUUUUGGACAAAUUGCUGAUAAAAAUGUUCGUGGGAAAAUUGGAACAUCAAUUUACUUGUUUAUUUUGAAAGGUGGAAUAAUAUCUGGAGAUUUGGUGAUAGAAGUUUUCACGUCAGAAGACCGAAUGGAUGUCAAUAGAUUUUUUGGAAUUAUCAUUCUUUCGUUGAGUGUUCUUGCAACUAUUCUGGCAAUCGUUUCUUACAAAGAAUCGCCAGUUGAUUUGAUAUUGAAAGGAAAACAAGAGAAAGCUUUCAAGGCAUUGGUGUUGAUAAGAAAUGAACAAGAUGAAGCUGAUGAAUUACAAAAAGAAUUCAAAGAUUUGGAAGAAAUGGUGAAAGAAGAUCAGGAAGCUGGCUAUGGGAUAUUCGUAAAGGAAAACAUCGCACCACUUGUAAUCGUUAUCCUUCUCCGAUUGGCGUUUGUUUUAAUAUCCAAAUACGGACUCAAAAUAAUUCACAUUAUGAUGGAACCAGAAUUUAAUGGCUUUGAUUACACUUUUAUACUGAAUGUUGGUCACACAAUCUCGGUGAUUAUUGUUAUAUUCACGAUCGAUUUUGGAAGACGAUUUCAUUACUUUCUAUCAAGUUUCACAACAUCAAUAAUUUUAAUUGUGUUGGGACCACUUGCGGCAGUUUUUAUCGAUUCUAAUAUCUUAAAGAUCUUUUUCUUUAUUGGGUUUGAAAUUUUCUCAGCGAUAGGCAUUGGAAUGAUGUGUCACAUUUACUCUACCGAAGCGUUUCGAACACUUCGAAUGGCAAAGUCAAUUGCUUUUACUGCGUCAAUUGAAAACUUUGUGCAAGUUCUCUUUAUGAUUUUAAUGGGGAAGAUCAUCUACUCAACUUUAUUUGAAGUGAUUUUCUUUAUAACUUCUGGAAUAAUUUUAGCAAUAAUUUCAUUAUUUUUAUUUUCUAACAUUCCUGAAACUAAAAAAUUAACAAUGCGAGAAGCCAGAAAUGAAUUCUUGUCGCCUUUAAAUUUCAAAAUUUACAAGAAACAUUUUGGCAUUAAAGCAAAAUAUGAAAUUAACGUUGUAACAAUUUUAUUAACUUUAAUGAUGAAAGUUCGAUUAGGUUUGACGGGCGCUAAACCGCCACCAAAUUGCUUGAACUAUCAUUUGUUCUACAAUGAUGCUAAGACUCAUAUCAACAUACGUCGUCUUCAUGAAAGAAACUUACAAGAAGGAUACGAUCUGGUGAUGUUGGAAAAUGAUGUCGGGUACAAUGAACCGUUUUACAAUUCAUUCAGUUUGUUUGCUGAAUUUACAGGAAGAAACAGAAAAGCUGAAACUUUAACAGCAGUUGCAACUUUACUUCGUGACAAAGAUAUAGAAUUAAGUGCAGUUAAUUUAUUGUUUGAUAAGUGCCUCGAGUGCACGAAUGUUACGUUAGAGUCUCAUUCCCAAUAUCGAGCAAUUAAUGGAUAUGGAAAUAAUUUAUUGAACCCUAACUGGGGAUCUGCUUCAAUGCCGUUCUCUAGAAGUGGGCCUAAGGUAUAUGACGAUGGAAUUCAUUCAAUAAGGAGAAGUUUAACGGGCUCAGAUCUGCCAAGCACACGACUUAUUGUUCAAGAAAUAUUGACACAAGCUGAGAAGUCUGGUCCACCGUCAGACCAUAAAAAUGUUUUCAUGGGUUUCCUUUUACUCUAUUUAGUCUUUGACAUGGCGUUUCAAGUUCCUGUUGAAGCUUUUAAACCAGAUGAAAGGAUCAGAUGCUGUUUUAUUGAAAACGAGAAAAUUCUUGCAGAAGAAUUCUUGCACUCAGCAUGCCUUCCAAUUUCUGUUGGACAUGAAGAUUCUUUUUAUAAAUCUGAACACAUACAUUGCUUGAACAUGAUUCGAUCUCAACAAGCAACUCAUCCUUGCUCUAUUCAAUACGGUGAGAUUCUUAAUAAAGCAACUUCAUUCAUUGAUCAUUCUCAGAUUUAUGGACUUAGUGAUGACGAAGCUUUAUCGAUUCGAACUUAUUCGCAAGGCAAAAUAAGAAUGGACCCGAAAAACGUUAUGCCAGUCGGCAGUAAUGGAAAUUAUCUUGAAAGCAACAAUCGACUGACAAAGACUCCACUUGCAAUGGUUUGGCCUUCAAUAUUCUCUCGAAAUCACAACAUGCUUGCAGAAGGCUUAGCUGCUGCUAAUCCCCAAUGGAACGACCAAAAACUUUUCAACGAAGCUCGACGUAUAAACAUUGCGAUUCUUCAAGCGAUUGUUAUUGAUGGCGGAGUUCUUCAUAAUGCUUUUGGAUUAGAUGUCGAUGAAAAUUACAACGACGACAAAGAUGCAUCCAGUUCUAUUGAGUUCACCACAAUUGCUAAUCGAAUGGGACAUGCUUUUGUUCAACCUAAACUUUUCAUUGCAAAUGAUAUCCAAAACAUUCAAAAGAUUCCAACCUCCGAUACUUUGAAUCGAGUUGAUCUGUUGGAAGACAAUUAUGAAGGAAUUCUUAUCGGUGCCCUUCUUCAAAAUUUGAAUUUUCAUCCAUACACUGAUGAAAUUAUUAAUAAAUUUGCUAAAAAUGAUAAAGGAAUGGGACUCGAUGUAAUCGCAAUUGACAUUCAAAGAGGAAGAGAUCAUGGCGUUGCUUCAUACCUGGAAACAAGACGAAAAUGUGAAUUGUCUGCUGAUUUCCACAGUUUUGAUGACUUGGAGGCCAUUCUUAUGCCACAGCAUGUCGACUUAUUGAAGGAAGUUUACGAUGACAUUGAAGACAUUGACGCAUUGGUAGGCGGAACAUUAGAAACAUUUGGAAGUUUGAAUUCACAUCUGUUUGGAGAAACUUUAGUUUGCAUUUUCCGUGAACAAUAUCGUCGAGCAAUGGCAGGAGAUGCUUAUUGGUAUUCGCAUGAAACAAAUCCUUAUCCAUUCACCGAAGAUCAACUCACAGCGAUUCGAGACUUUUCUGUUUCUCAUUUGUUGUGUAAGAAUUCUAAUCUUGAAUCUGUGCAAAAACUUUGGUAUUUGGUUCAAACAGAUUCAGGAGAAAAGGAUAUGUGUGCAGAUUUAAGUUCAUUCAAUUUCCAACCUUUCACGGAAUAAAUUAUUCAACUGUUUAAAUAGUUUUAUGUUCAAAUAAAACCAAAACAUUUUUAUUAUUCAUUCGUGUGGAAACUAAACAAUUCAGUAAACUUGGAAUAUUAAGUUCAACAAUAAAUAUUUAAAUUAUUAUC